Messenger RNA from Arabidopsis lyrata subsp. lyrata, 812 nucleotides. RefSeq lists its product as uncharacterized. Bases 240 to 812 code for a protein of 190 amino acids. The record is from RefSeq and is a predicted model, not a curated record. NCBI's taxonomy places the organism in Eukaryota, Viridiplantae, Streptophyta, Magnoliopsida, Brassicales, Brassicaceae. The transcript has 2 exons.
GGUUGAUUUUGUAACAAUGUGCUCAUUUCUGGAGACUUAUUUUGCUUUAGAUCUAAGAUUCUCGUUUCCCUUUUGAUUUGAUUUCAUGGGUUUUGUGUUCAUGCUUAUAAAUCUCAUGUCUUUUGUUGUUUUUGAAUCAGGUUUGCAGAUUUUCAACAGUAAAAUUUCAGAAAGUCUUCAUCUUUGCCUGGUGGGUUGGGUUUGUUCACUGUUAAUCGUUUUGUUAUUUGCUCACUGUAAUGGAGAAGACUAGUUAUGAAGAAUGCACUGAGUCAAAGAUACAGAAUCACCGCAAAUCAAUGGAGAAACUUAAAGCUGAUGCGUCUGGAAUAUUGACCUACACCAGUCAAUUGAAAGGUUUACUCAAGCAUUUUGACAGUGUUGAAGCCAAUAUUAAAAAGAGGUCACGAGAGCUAGAGCUAAAGGAGAAGGAACUGCAAAUUUUGAGCUCAGACCUUGAGAAAAAGAGUCAAACUUUUGAAGCAGAAAAAUCUGAAGCUGGUGAUUUGAAGAAAUUGGCUGAAGAGUGUACUGAAGAACUGAGGUCCAAGAGGAAUCUACUGACUGUGAGACUCGAUUCUUUGACAAGGAUUCAGAGAGAGCUGGAGUCAAAGGAUAACCAAUUGGGACAGGUUAUGGCUGAGAUUAAGAGGCGUUGCAGUGAGGCUCGUAAUGUUCAAGAGCGUAAGAGAGAAGUGGAAGAUGAAACAGCUAGAAACAAGAAAGAGUUAUCAUUGAUUGUUGAGCAGAUUGAAGAAUCUGGAAAACAGCUUGCGACGGUAGAUGAGCAAGUAGAGGCGCAAACUGCUUGA